AUGCAGGGCCGCACUAGCGUGGCCGUGGAGGCGCGGCUUGCCACGGCGCCCGCCUCAGCAGAGCCCACCGCCGCCGUCACGCUCAAGGCAUGCCGCCGCCUGCAGUUUGGGCAGGUGCUGAAAGUGGUGGGCGGCACGGCGGAGAUGGGAGACUGGGACCCCACAGCAGCGCCAGUCAUGAACUGGUCUGAUGGCGAUGUGUGGUACGUCACGCUGGAUGUGCCGGCGGGGCGGCACGAGUUCAAAAUGGUCGUGGCCAAUGGGGACGGCUCGUUCGACUGGGAGGGGGGCCCCAACCGCAGCCUGCAGGCACGCGCAGGCUGCCGGACGGCAGGCCUGCCCGCGCGUCUGUCCUGCCGGUGCCGCGGCGGCAGCAAGAGCAGCAGGGCCCAGCUGGUGCAGCAGGCGGCGGCGCCUGCCCUGGGCGCCGGCCCGCAGCCUCAACAUCGCAACCGACUGGUGCCCCACUCUUGUCUGACCCUGCAGGUGCUGGGGGCUGUCGCGGCAUCGCGCACCGCCUUCACGGUUUCAUGCGACGAGGAGCCGGGCGCCGCCGCCAUGAGCGCAACCAACGGCCACGGCCACGGCAACGGCAACGGCAACGGCAACGGCAACGGCCUCUCCCUGGCCUCCACGCUGCUGCGCAACAUAGACGGCUACGUGGCGGACGGGAUACUGUCCCAGGAGGAGGCCUCCAACUUCUCGGCCGACCAGCUGGACUUUCUGAUCCGCAAGCGCACCAAGGACCGGCGGGACCGCGAGCGCGAGGACAAGGCCAGGGCCUCCUCCCCGGCCGCCGCGCUGAGCCGCUGGGCGGGGCUGGCACCGUCCUCAGAGGAGCAGGAGGAGCGGCAGGAGCGGCGGCGCCUGGAGGAGGAGCGCCAGCAGCUGGAGAAGCGGCAGGCGGAGCUGCUGGCCAAGGCCGCGGAGGCCGCCCGCCAGCGCCAGGACCAGCAGAUGGCGGCGCUGCAGGCGCAGCAGGAGCAGCAGGGCUCUCGGGGGUCGCAGGGCAGGCAGGGCAGGUGGGCCGCCCUGCGUGAGGGCGGCAGCGACGGCAACGUGAACGGCAACGGCAACGGAAACGUGAACGGCAACGGCAACGGCCAGCCCAGGCAGGCCCGCAUGGCCACGCCGCAGAGGAACACCAACGGUAGCUACCAGCCGCAGCGGGCCUCGUACAAGACGCCCACCUAUGCCGGCUCCUACAAGGCGCCUUCCUUUGGCGGCAUGCGCGGCUUUGACUGGAAGGCUGCGGCCGGCGUGGCGGGCGCGGUCGCGGCCGGCGCCGGCGCCGUGCUGCUGGCUGCCAGCGUGGAGCUGGCGGGUGAGGAUGGCUCCAAGAAGCCCAACCCGCUGGCGCAGGGCCUGCAGAAGCUGGGCGUGCCCAGCAUGGAUGCCAUCAAGGGCAAGGUCGGCGACUGGACGGCGGAGCAGCGCAAGAUGCUGGCUGCCGUGCAGCCACCCAGCUCCUCCAGCAGCGUGCCUCCCGCGACCAAGGUGGAAAGCGCGGCGGCCAAGGUGGAAAGCGCGGCGGAUGGGAAGGCCAAGUCCUCCUUCUCCGCCUCCCCAGAGAUGAACGCUCUCAAGCAAAAGAGCUUUGGUCAGGCUGAGCAGAAGCAGGAGAACCCGGCUGCUGCCACGUCAGCGGCGCCCGCCAAGCCGGCUGCCACCCCUGCCAAACCUGCCGAAGCGCCCAAGCCAGCUGCCGCCACCGCAGCGGCACCUGCCAAGCCCGCCCCGGCGCCUGCCCCUGCCAAGCCGGCCGAAGCGCCCAAGCCCGCUGCCGCCACCGCAGCGGCGCCCGCCAAGCCCGCGCCUGCCCCUGCCCCUGCCAAGCCGGCCGAAGCGCCCAAGCCCGCUGCCGCCGCCUCGCAGCCUGCACCUGCUGCCGCGGCACCCAAGCCCGCCGCAACGCUGUCGUGGCCUUCCAUGCCGCCGCCCAAGCCAGCACCAGCACCGCCAGCACCAGCAGCCAAGGCUGCUGUGUUUGUUUCGCCCCGGGUGCAGGUGGAGGCUGCCAAGCCUGCUCCUCUCAAGACCUCUGCUGAGCUGGAGGUUCCCAAGGCUGAUCAGUCUGGCGAGAGCGUCGCCGCGGCGGCGGCAAAGCCAGCUGCGGCUGCGGCUGCUGUUGCGGCUGCGGCUGAGCAGCUUGUCCCUUCGCCCGCGCCGGCGCCAGCACAACAGCAAGCGGCAGCUCAGGAGCCUGCCGCUGCGGCUGCAGCCAAGCCCGCGUCCGCGCCCGCACCUGAGGCUCAGCAGCCUGCCGCCGCGGCUGCAGCCAAGCCGGCCCCUGCGCCAGUGCCCGCGCCAGCCCAGCAACCUGCCGCCGCGGCUGCAGCCCGGCCUGCGGCCACGCCUGCGGCGCCCCAGCCCGCCGCGGCUCAGCCGGCGGUGCAGGGAGCGGCAGAGGUGAAGGACAAGAGCAAGAAGCCGGCGGCCGCCGCCGCCGCCGCCAGCAGCAGCAGCAAGAAGCAGGAGGCCAAGCCCGGCAGCGGCUCCAGCUCCAGCAACAGCCGCGACAUCUCGCUGUUUGGCGCCGCGGCGGCGUCUGUCAUCAUGGCUGGCGUGCUGGCCCUGCCCAGGGACUUCAGCCUGUCCCAGUUCCUGCGCUACGGCCGCAUGCUGACUGACAGGGAGCUGGCUGAGCUGCGGGCCAAGGAGCUGUCUGUUGCCAAGGCGGAGCUGGAGCAGCUGCGCCGCCAGCUCAGGGAGGAGCGCGCCAGGACGGCCACAGUGCUGCGCAAUGUUCCGUCGCUGCAGCAGCGCAGCCGUGGCACAGGCUUGACCGGGGGCGCGGGCAGGGGCCUGGUGGCCAGCCAGCAGCAGCAGCGCCUGCAGCAGCAGCGCGCGCAGCAGGAGAGGGCCCGCCAACGCCAGGAGCAGGAGCGCGCCCGCCUGCGCGCGCAGCAGCAGCGCCAGCAGCAGCGCCAGCAGCAGCAGCGCGCGGCGCUGCGCGCCCAGCAGCAGCGCGCCCAGCAGCGCGCGCAGCAGCAGCGGGCGGAGCAGCGGCGGAGGAGCGGCGCGUAUGACCAGCCCUUUGGCUUUGCUGGCUUUGCCAGCGUGGUCGCUCCGCUCUUCUUCCUCUCGCCCAGCCUCUUCCUGGCGCCUGAUGUGGUGGAGGGCCUCUCUGUGACCAACCUGCUCGAUGAGCCAGAGGCGCAGGUGGCGCAGGGCGAGCUGCCCGCCACCCUGGAGGAUCUGGGGUACUGA
This is a messenger RNA of Chlorella variabilis, 3210 nucleotides long. RefSeq lists its product as hypothetical. Lineage: Eukaryota; Viridiplantae; Chlorophyta; Trebouxiophyceae; Chlorellales; Chlorellaceae. Gene Ontology annotation, cellular component: membrane. Gene Ontology annotation, molecular function: starch binding. The record is from RefSeq and is a predicted model, not a curated record. The transcript has 16 exons. The coding region runs from base 1 to 3210 and encodes 1069 amino acids.